This is a messenger RNA of Polyodon spathula (Mississippi paddlefish), 2357 nucleotides long. Its product is annotated as forkhead box protein F2-like. Lineage: Eukaryota; Metazoa; Chordata; Actinopteri; Acipenseriformes; Polyodontidae. Gene Ontology annotation, molecular function: DNA-binding transcription factor activity, RNA polymerase II-specific; RNA polymerase II cis-regulatory region sequence-specific DNA binding. The transcript has 2 exons. Bases 42 to 1190 code for a protein of 382 amino acids. The record is from RefSeq and is a predicted model, not a curated record. Gene Ontology annotation, biological process: regulation of transcription by RNA polymerase II; animal organ morphogenesis. Gene Ontology annotation, cellular component: nucleus.
UUUUUUUUUUUGCCCUGCUAGGUAUUUUUGCUAGCUAGGAAAUGACAACCGAAACUUCCCGGCUGCAACUGGAUUCACCAGCGCCUUUAAGAUCGAGCCCGAUUUCUGAAGUUCUUCAUUCAGCACUGAUGAACCAACAGUCCUCGGCAGUGGAGAGCGCAGCCUCCUCCAAAGGCAAAAAGGCGAAUUCGGGGCUCAGACGCCCUGAAAAACCGCCGUAUUCCUACAUUGCCCUCAUUGUGAUGGCAAUUCAGAGCUCACCAACAAAAAGGUUAACCCUCAGCGAGAUCUACCAGUUUCUUCAGGUAAGAUUUUCAUUCUUCAGAGGUGCUUACCAGGGAUGGAAGAAUUCGGUUCGCCACAAUCUGUCCUUGAACGAGUGCUUUAUAAAACUACCAAAGGGGCUAGGCAGACCGGGUAAAGGACACUACUGGACCAUUGACCCAGCCAGUGAAUUUAUGUUCGAGGAGGGAUCAUUCCGCCGCAGACCAAGAGGUUUCAGAAGAAAAUGCCAGGCUUUAAAACCAAUGUAUCGGAUGAUGAACGGCCUUGGUUUUGGCACUUCAUUAUUACCCCAAAGCUUUGAUUUCCAAGCUCCUUCUGCGUCAUUGGCAUGCCAUACGAACAGCUACAACUUGGACAUGAUGAGCAAUUCUAUGGCAGGAGGCUAUGAUGGACUCGGCGGUGGCCACCAUGUCCCUCAUAUGUCUCCCAGCCCCGGUUCUACUUACAUGGCCAGUUGCCCAGUAACUUCUAAUGGAGACUAUGGCCCUGAUAACAGCAGUAGUCCAGUACCUUCUUCCCCUGCAAUGGCUAGUGCAUUGGAAUGCCAUUCUCCAUAUGCAAGUACUUCUGCACACUGGGCAUCUUCAGGAGGGUCUGCUUAUAUCAAACAGCAGACACUGGCAACUAGUAACCCUUCUUCAUCCACUUUACAUUCUAACAUGUCUUCCUACACCCUGGAACAGAGUUACUUGCAUCAAAAUGCCAGAGAAACGGCAGAUAUUUCAGUGGGAAUACCUCGGUACCAAACCCAUUCGACGCCAGUUUGUGAAAGGAAAGAUUUUGUUUUGAAUUUCAACGGGAUCUCUUCAUUCCACCCAUCAGCCACUAGCUCUUAUUAUCACCAUCACCACCACCACCACCAUCACCAGAGCGUAUGCCAAGACAUAAAGCCCUGCGUGAGGUGAAUGCGCGAGCUCACCGUCGCAGACAGUUGUUCCCUUGACUGCCUCAGCAGGAUACGAAAAAAAGAGAUAUCUGUGCCGAAGACAAACUGAUGAAUAAAGACUAAUAAAACAUCAUUAAAACUGACACUUUUAUUAGAGAGCGAACAACCACUUUUUUCUAUCAAUAUUCCAAGGCGAAUGAACGUUUUAUUAGUAUCGUCUUUUCAAAACCCCGAAAACUUCCUUUGACUGUUUUUGCAACUGAGCUAUUGGACUACAAUAGACAAUGUGGAUAUCUAUUGCAGCUAAGUUCUUGUCUGUAAUCCUUAUUAUAUUAAUAGGAUUUAAAAUUGAUAUACACAUCAACACCAUAGUCUACCUUUUUUUUUAUUAUAAUUUGUAUUUGUAAUAGUUCACAUUAACCCUUUCAAGUAAUACAGUAUUAAGUAGAUGUUAUGUUGAAGUUAAAGAGCAAGAAUCGCUAACCUUGUUAACCCUCUACAAACCACAGCAGUCAAUACAAUGUUAGCUAGCCAUCGAUAUGUUCUUUUCUAACUAUACUGUAUAUAGGCUUACUCGUUUUUGAGGUAUAUAGAAUUUUUACUUCCAGUUACAUUUUUUUGAAGGAAAUUUUGUGGAUGAAUAAGGGAAGGCACAAGGGAUACAUUUAGGCUCACAUACUUGUAUUUUUGUUUUAAUCAUUAAACAUUAACAUAUUUGCACUUAUUGUAUACUAGCUAAGUUUGCCACCAUAUUCUGAUGUAAAGUCUUUCAAUAAAUAUAUAUGUUUCAAUUGUAUAUGCAGAAUUAAGCUAUGUAGAUUUGCCUUAAGAAUAUGUUAAUUUUAAUUAAUGUACAUUCUAGCGUGUUUUUUGAAACCACCGGCAAAAUGAAAGAAAGCUAACCUUAUCCAUACAGGCCAAUAUUAAACGAACAAAAAGAAAAGAAAUGAAAUACAUUAAUUUUCUUGCCUGAAGGUCGGCGUUUAUACUGUAAGAACAGUAACCCCAAAUAUUACUCAUUAAAGCUGCUGUACAUGACAAGUUAUUUGAAUUUUAAGCUACCAAAGAGCGCACAGUAAUGUCUGUUAGAAAAGUGUGUUCGGUUUAUACCAUAUCUGUGUUGUUUAAUGAAAGGAAACCCACUUUGGUUUAAUUAAUUUAACAGUGCUUUUUUUUUUUGCUUUUU